AUGACUGCUUUGCGAUUUGUCAGAUCUGUUUGGGAAUCAUUCCGGGCCACUUCGGGGCUAGAGCCUCGUCUACUUGACAAUCUCCGGGUAACUGCUGCAAAGCCUGGGACUGUGAAUUUCGAAUUGGAUAUCCAAAAGGAACAUACAAACCGUUUGAGUAUCCUCCAUGGUGGUACCAUCGCCAGUAUGGUCGAUCUCGGUGGCUCAUUGGCCGUCGCAUCCCGGGGGCUAUAUGCUACAGGUGUAUCAACCGAUCUAAAUGUGACAUAUCUCAGCUCUGGUGGUAAGGUCGGCGAUAAGAUUCUGGCGGAGGUGACUUGUGAUAAAUUUGGCAAGACCCUUGCGUAUACCUCAAUCAGGUUUAUGAGUCCCAAAGGCGACAUCUUCGCCAGGGGAAGUCACACUAAAUAUGUCGCGCUUGCCUGGAAAGACCCUCAGAAUAUUGUUGAGGAUUUGAAUGAGCGCAAAUCAUCGUAG
Messenger RNA from Aspergillus puulaauensis, 477 nucleotides. Its product is annotated as PaaI family thioesterase. Gene Ontology annotation, molecular function: fatty acyl-CoA hydrolase activity. The record is from RefSeq and is a predicted model, not a curated record. Lineage: Eukaryota; Fungi; Ascomycota; Eurotiomycetes; Eurotiales; Aspergillaceae. The transcript is spliced from 10 exons. The coding region runs from base 1 to 477 and encodes 158 amino acids.